Molecule: messenger RNA, 1005 nt
Organism: Trichoderma virens Gv29-8
Lineage: Eukaryota; Fungi; Ascomycota; Sordariomycetes; Hypocreales; Hypocreaceae
Exons: 1
Coding region: 1-1005 (334 amino acids)
Biological process (GO): protein depalmitoylation
Cellular component (GO): cytoplasm
Molecular function (GO): carboxylic ester hydrolase activity; palmitoyl-(protein) hydrolase activity
Source: RefSeq, a predicted model, not a curated record
AUGCCGGUGCGCGAAAUCCCUGAAUACGCCACGGCGUCGUUCAUCUUCUUACCUGACAUGAAAUCCUCAGGAAAGAUACUGCUUAGCGAAAUCGAACAAGAGAAUAAACCUCAUAGAUUAAACAAUAUUCUUAAGGACGUAAGAUGCAUUUUUUACGACGCGCCCUAUAGAGACCCUCCAGCGACAGCUGACGGCAUGAGCCGUCGCCCAGCGGACGACCCAUGCGCCGGGAACUACUGGUACACGUCUGAUGAUCCAAUUGGUGCGGACGAGACAGCGACUGCGAUCCAAUGGAUGCAACUCUCUUACGACAUCAAAUGGCUUGAGGAAAUGGUUCGGCUCGAGGCUCGGUUUGUUGGGCGGGAAAAUGUCUUCAUUGUGGGCUUCGGGACUGGAUUUGGGAUUGCGGCAGCGACUGUGUUCCAGAUGGAGGAGCGAAUUGGAGGUCUAUUGGGAGUUCACCCCGUGAUGCCGUUUCACGUGGAUUUGAAGUACAUUGCCCUGGACGGACAGACAAAGGCGGUGGUAAACGCUUGGUCAGAGAUGGAGAAGAAGAGAAAGGAAGAAGGAGGACAGGGGGAAGAAGAAAUGGAAGAAGAUUUCUCUGAUGUCGAUGGGGCUGGCUCUGAAGCCUCAGCUAGGACUCUUUGUGUUAAUGACGGCAAUGACCAGACUCACGAAGCGAGACUUGGAAGACUGAUGGGCUUACUCCGGUAUCUUGUUGAUAAGGGGGAGGUGCCAACUUUUAAGAGGGUCUGCGAUCGCUCAGACGCUUCUACACCGGUGAUCUUGCUCCAUGGUAUGGAUGAUAAGCAAGUCCAUUUUUCGUACGCGAAAGACACCGUGCAAACGUUCUGGAAUCUUGGUUACAAAGCCAAGCUAGACAUUAUGGAGGAUGAGGGCCAUAAGCUAUCUCGAAUGAUGCUUAGAGAGCUGUUCACUCACUUUGUGAAGCUGGGUCUAGGGAAUGAAGCGACGAGAAGUCAGAUCCAACAUCAUCUUUAG